Molecule: messenger RNA, 512 nt
Organism: Durusdinium trenchii
Lineage: Eukaryota; Dinophyceae; Suessiales; Symbiodiniaceae
Source: the annotation of a GenBank genome assembly
AUGGUAUGUCUGAUUCCCCUAAACCCGUGGAUUUUCGUCCCAUUUCGGUUCUUAGUGCCAUUUACCGCUUAUGGGCAAAAGCCCGUUUCAACCUUUCUCUUGAAUGGCAGGAACAGUGGUGUCAUAAAGAGGUAUGGGGUUGUCGUAAACAAAGAGGGGCCGAAGCCAUGUGUCUUCAGAUUGCACUGCGUCUGGAGAAGUGUGCAGUUGAACAACAGUCCGCGGCAGGAGGAGUCGCCUAUGAUUUCCGCAAAGCAUUUGACCUGGUCCCCUUCGAGCUGCUUUUCAGACAUCCCAACGACGAUGUUGUGCGGCGGAAGGGUGUUGGUUGAGCACGCCCCGAAUGGAGCUUGUGUGCUUUCGAGGGCACUUGCUCCACCAAGCCCCAACUUCUGGGAUCCUGCUGGCUUCACUGCCGAUGGCAGCGUUGAGAACUUCCAGCGACGUCGUCAGACCGAGCUGAAGCACGGCCGCAUCUCCAUGUUGGCCACAAUGGGAUACAUUACCCCUGA